This is a messenger RNA of Aspergillus piperis CBS 112811, 3482 nucleotides long. Its product is annotated as PH domain-containing protein. The record is from RefSeq and is a predicted model, not a curated record. Lineage: Eukaryota; Fungi; Ascomycota; Eurotiomycetes; Eurotiales; Aspergillaceae. Bases 308 to 3112 code for a protein of 934 amino acids. Gene Ontology annotation, molecular function: lipid binding. Gene Ontology annotation, cellular component: endoplasmic reticulum; ERMES complex. Gene Ontology annotation, biological process: phospholipid transport. The transcript is spliced from 2 exons.
CUAAACUUGGUUGUUCCCUUCCUUCAUCUCCCCCUUGCCCUUCCUCCCUCCCUAAUUUAUCUCCUUCACCCAUACUCUCCAGGUAUACUAUACACUUGUCCUUUCGCUUCCCCUUCUCCCCCACCCCUCUCUCCCUUUUAUACAUUCGAGCUGGUCCUCAUUUAUCUUCCCUUCCCCUCCAGGUUCGAACACUCUCGCUGCCUGCCGCCUGCCUGCCAGCCUGCCACUUGGUCUUUCGUUUUCUGAGCCUCAUGAUGAUGGAGGUGCUGUUAACGCUGGCCAUUUGAACGUCCGGCUCCCCACCCCAAUGGGUUCCUACGCCAGCUUUCUCUUCAUAUACGUCCUCGGCGGACUUACCUUCCUCCCGCUAGUCCUGUCGCUGGUCGCUCUCUUCGUCUAUCUGACCCUCCCGACUGCCGCUCCGUCCCCGCCGUUCUCCUCCGAUCAGAAAUCAUGCCAUCCCCAAUCUUCUUCGACAACUCUGCGCCGUCCGACCGAUGAUCAUUACAGUCUUAAGUCUGGAACGGAUGAGUUGGCCGAGAAGUUUCAUCGUACCCAUGACUCCGAUGUCGCCGCUGGUUAUUUCGCCGUUUGUCGUGAAUAUGUCCCCGGUGGUGUUAAUGGGCGACCGCCUGAGAGGACCACCCCGGCUGGGGAGGUGAUCGCCGCGGAGAGUCCGAGCGUGUAUCAGGCUAUGUAUAGGAGUUUGUUCGAUCGGAAACAGGCUCCGACGAUCGAGCCGGCUAAGAAUACUCCCAAGAAUGGGAAGCGGGCGCGUAAUGUCUUCUAUAUUGUUCUUCGACAUGGCCAUUUGAUGCUCUACGAUAAUGCGAACCAGGUGGAAGUCCGAUAUGUUAUUUCGCUUGCCCACCAUGAUGUUAGUAUUCAUGGUGGAGAGGGCCCGAUCCCAGAAGGAGAACUGUGGCUAAAGAGAAACGCCAUCUGCCUCUCGCGACGACUGGAGUCGCUGGGUGAUCUUGGAGGACCUACGCCGCCUUUCUUCCUCUUCUCCGAAAACCUGUCCGAAAAGGAGGACUUCUAUUUCGCCAUGCUCCAGAAUCAGGCUCGCAUGUGGAACUCUCCAGAUGCUCCUCCCAAGCAUCAGACGUUUGAUGUCAAACACAUCGUCACCCUGGUUCAGCGCUUGCAUUCGUCCGAGGAGCAACUGCAAACGCGAUGGAUCAACGCGGUGCUGGGCAGGUUGUUCCUUGCCAUGUACAAGACACCCGAAAUGGAGGAGUUCAUUCGGAAGAAGGUCACCAAGAAGAUCUCCCGCGUCAACAAGCCCAACUUCAUCAGCAAGAUUGGUCUCCAAAAGAUUGACAUGGGGGAAGGUGCGCCCUUUAUCAUCAACCCUAGGCUCAAGGACUUGACGGUCGACGGCAACUGUUGCGUAGAGACGGAUGUCCAGUAUACGGGUAACUUCCGCCUGGAGAUCUCGGCAACCGUGCGUAUCGACUUGGGCCAGCGCUUCAAGGCCAGAGAAGUCGAUAUCGUCCUGGCGGUUGUGCUGAAGAAGCUGGAGGGUCAUUUGCUGAUCCGCUUCAAGCCUCCUCCGAGCAACAGGAUCUGGAUAUCCUUUGAAUCCAUGCCGGAUAUGGAUAUGGACAUUGAACCAAUUGUCAGCUCCAAGCAGAUCACUUACGGCAUAAUUCUGCGUACCAUUGAGAGUCGCAUCCGGGAAACUGUUGCGGAGAGUCUGGUGCAGCCGUUUUGGGACGACAUCCCCUUCAUGGACACUGAAUCACAGCGAUUCCGCGGUGGUAUCUGGGAGCGAGAGAUACCAAAACCUGAUACAAAAGCAGAUAUUCCCGAUGAGUCAGGUGCUCAGGAUCAGCCCUCAGGUAGCACCAAAGAGGAGUCGAUUGAAGUACUGAAGAUCAAGGACGAUCGCACCAUGAGCGCCCCUGCGCUUGCCGAAUCUGGCAAUGGCAUCUUAAAAGCCCGCAAGAAUUCCAAGGCCUCCAUAGGAGAUUUGGAGAAUAUUAGUCCAAGCGCUCUAUCUUGUGCGGUGGACAAAUUCGGCACUUCGCCCCCACGGGUAAUUCGGUCUCAGACCUUCUCUAAUGCCGCCGAUCCCGUCCUGACAGCUGACCAUGGGAAGAUGGACCGGGUUCUGUCCGAAACCAAGAGUGAAGAAAAGAGCUAUGCGACCAGUGCUAUGAUCGAAAUAUCUAACCGGUCAGCUCCUGGAUCGCCGGAAAAGACUCCUGCAAGCUCUCCUCCGGUUGCUAGUCAUAUGGUCCCGGAUAGUGUAUCCCAGAGUCGGGAUCCGUCCAUCAUCGAAUCAUCCGGGAGCUUCGAUGAGUCUGCAAGCGAGUUUCCUACCCGGCCGCCCUCUAUUCACCGUGGAAGCGAUUCAUCGAACAACCUCCGGGGUAUGGAGAGUGGUUCUACUGCAUCCCUGGCGAGCAACAAGUCGCGACGUCGCAGCACACUCGAAACAUUGACCCGGUCGAUUACCUCUGCCACUCCCUCAGAGAGCAAAUCCCCUGGCCCGCUAAAUACGGCCACCUCCGUGGCCAAGAAGUGGGGAUGGAACAUGUUCGGCAGAGGCGAGUCUAGCUCCGCUCACGAUAUGUCUCGUCCUGCGGGCACUCCGGAGCAGCCGAUAGGGCGUGGACACCCACUCCCACCCCCGGGGACUCCAUUGCCGCGUCCUGACAAGGUGGGAUAUAAGAGGAACACCGUAGCGGUUCCCAAGCGUAAACCGGUGGCGUUGUCGAAUGUUCCCGAGCAGAAGUCGGAUAGGGAGAACAAGAGACCCGUUCCCAAGCCACCUCUACCCAGACGAAAGCCAAUUUAUCAACCCCAGGCGGAGGGGGCUAGGUCGGAUGAGUUACUUGUGGUCGAAGCUCCAUACGAUUCGGGACCAAACAGCCCUGUGGUGGACCUAUCUCCUGAAGGAGCAUCAGCAACCGAGUCGAGCACUAAAGGCUACAGCUCAUCAACGAAAAUAGGAGAGUCGGCUGCCAGUCGCGAUAGUGGGGAUGGUGAAGGCGAGCUUGAGCCGGUAGAGCAAGGGCCUGCGGCUCCUGAUUCGAAGCCCAGACUUGACACGGAGAAACAUGGCAUGGAAAUCCUCUCCGCUACGGACGGGAUUAUUCCAUGAGGAAGAACACAUUAGUGACAUGCAGCAGAAAGAUACGGGGAACAUAAUAACGGAGUGAUGUCGCAUUUACCCUUGGCAAUGCAUAAUGGAAGCUCUGCAGUGCAGGGCGGUCUCUACAGGAACGGGCGUUUUCAUAUGGACAGGGAGGCGUGAACUGAGUCCGGUGCCGUGGUGCAGGAUGAUGGUUCCCUUCCUUGGCUUCUCACCCAUGGUAUACCCUCUCAGCUGGUUCUUGAGCGUGCUUGACAGUGUCUGGCGUCGAUUGCGAUCUGGUGUCAAACUCCCCAUUCUAGUCGUAUAUUUAUUUGGUUUUUGAUUGCUUGAUAGAUGGAUGGUUUCUUAGUAAUUCAGAGCAGAACAUUUUCCUCAA